Messenger RNA from Prunus avium (sweet cherry), 899 nucleotides. Its product is annotated as BTB/POZ domain-containing protein At4g08455-like. Gene Ontology annotation, molecular function: protein binding. The record is from RefSeq and is a predicted model, not a curated record. NCBI's taxonomy places the organism in Eukaryota, Viridiplantae, Streptophyta, Magnoliopsida, Rosales, Rosaceae.
UUGCAUUUGCUUUUUAAAAAUCUUAUCUCUUGUUAAUUUAUCGUUGAGUGCCCAACAUGAGCAGGUGCAUGUCUUGCGAGGCCAUAUCCGAGGGAUAUGAUGCCGCCACGUGCAAGCAGCGCCACGAGGUCCUCAAGGCCAAGGUCGCUUUUCUCACGACGUCCCAGCCGGCUUCCUUCCCCGACGUCCUUCUGUUUGCCACUGACGAUGGCUCUGCCGACAUCGCCGAGCCCCUUAUACCCGUUCCGGCCCAUAAAGCCGUUUUGGUGAGCCGUUCUCCAGUGUUCAAAGCCAUGCUUGAGAAUGAGAUGGAAGAAAGCCAGAGCGGCACCAUUAAGAUCGGCGAUGUGACCUACGACGCCCUUUGUGCCUUUGUCAACUACCUGUACACAGCUGAGGUAUCCCUUGACCAGCAAUUGGCCUCUGAUCUGCUUGUAAUGGCUGAAAAAUACCAGGUGCAGCAUCUCAAAGACUACUGCCAGAAAUUCUUGGUGUCCAACCUCAACUGGGACAAUAUACUCCCAACCUACACCUUUGCGCACCAGCAUAACGCUAAGCCGAUCAUCGACGCUGCCUUGAGGGUGAUCACAGCCAACAUGGACAAGCUCACUGCCCUGGAGGAGUACGCGGAGCUGAAGGAGAGACAUCCAGGACUUGUAUUGGAAAUCUAUGAAGCUCAUUUCAGUCGUGCAGCAGCAGUCCGUGAUCACUCUUCAUUUUCCUGUGUACGCAGGGCUUCUUCUAGGUCUCGUCGUUUCACUAUUGCGCGAGGAGAAAUUGGAAACCAACCCCAAGUUUCAACAACUUCUUCAACGGGCUUCAUUGCGCCAUAGGUUUUUUAAAGAGGGAAAUACUGUAUAAAAAUUAUGUGUUUGUUUAAGGAUUUCUUUUGCUUUUUA